Fusarium proliferatum ET1 is the source of this 435-nucleotide messenger RNA. RefSeq lists its product as uncharacterized. The transcript has 3 exons. The record is from RefSeq and is a predicted model, not a curated record. Gene Ontology annotation, molecular function: DNA-binding transcription factor activity. Gene Ontology annotation, biological process: regulation of DNA-templated transcription. Bases 1 to 435 code for a protein of 144 amino acids. Lineage: Eukaryota; Fungi; Ascomycota; Sordariomycetes; Hypocreales; Nectriaceae.
AUGAAUGCUCUAGAACAAACCGGCAUCGACAAUCUCCCGGAUCUCUCAGGAUGGCAGCCCACAGGCGACAGCAAUGCCACUGAUGCACCGGAUAGAACAGAGCGAAGACGAUUGCAGAACCGCCAAGCUCAACGAAACCACAGGAAGAAGCAAAAGGCUUAUGUUUCUUCACUCGAGCAGCAAGUUAUUGAGAACAUGCUCCGAGGAAAGCAAGAUACCUACAUGCCAACACCGCAGCCAACUUCACCACCAUUCAUUCCGUUCGAAAUCUCGUCGGAGCCAUCAUCUUCAUCAUCACCGCUGGCGCUACCGGUCGAUACAUCCAUGGUGCCAACGCCAGAAGACGAGUCGUCCGACAUCCUUUCAACCCCUCUGAGCUUCUCUCCAGACAUCGCGCCAUAUUCUCAUGGUCUUUGGCAAACAUUCGCCUCAUGA